CAGCCAUUUGCAAACGCUCGCAUGUCACCGAAGGCGCAACAGCUGCGAUUCUGAACUUCCCACUCGAGUUGAAAGUUUUUUGGAAAAUAUCAUAAUACAUCCUCAAAUGUAUUUAAAGUGAAGUUCGGUAUUUCGCAUUCGGCAUUGCUUGUGUGGAGCUUUCUUCUACAUUUUCUGGAUAUUUUUCACAAGUUUUACGGAUUACUUAACAAUGGAUUGGUGCAAGUACAUGAUUUGAGCGAGGUAUUUGUUAGAUUUCAAAGUGCGGCGGCGGGAACUCCACGUUUUGGAUCAAGGACACGACGGGUUAUAUAGUCGCAGAUGUCACCAACCGGACACAUAUCCAAAUCAAAGACGCCCACGCCACACGAUAACGAUAACAAUAGCAUCAGCGACGAGCGGGAAACAUGGAGCGGCAAAGUGGAUUUUUUAUUAUCGGUUAUUGGAUUCGCCGUCGAUUUAGCAAACGUCUGGAGAUUUCCCUAUUUGUGCUACAAAAAUGGCGGUGGCGCUUUUCUUGUGCCCUACGGCAUUAUGUUGGUGGUCGGUGGUAUUCCUCUAUUCUACAUGGAAUUGGCACUGGGUCAGCACAAUCGUAAGGGAGCCAUCACAUGCUGGGGUCGCCUAGUGCCACUUUUCAAGGGAAUUGGCUAUGCAGUGGUGUUGAUAGCCUUCUAUGUGGACUUCUACUAUAAUGUGAUUAUUGCCUGGUCGUUGCGUUUCUUUUUUGCAUCCUUCACCAGCACAUUGCCUUGGACGUCGUGCAAUAAUGUUUGGAAUACCCCAAAUUGUAGACCGUUUGAGAGCCAAAACGCUUCUCGUGUUCCACUGAUAGGCAAUUACAGUGACUUUUAUGUAAUGGGAAAUCAAAGCCUGCUCUUGAACGAGUCUUAUGUGAAUGGUUCGAUAAGUUUGGAGACGCCUUCGGUGGGUCAUGUGGAGGGUUUUCAAUCCGCUGCCUCAGAGUAUUUUAACCGCUAUAUUUUGGAGCUGAACCAGAGCGAGGGCAUCCACGAUCUGGGCGCCAUCAAGUGGGACAUGGCGUUGUGCCUUCUGAUUGUCUACUUAAUCUGCUAUUUCUCGCUGUGGAAGGGCAUUAGCACUUCGGGCAAGGUUGUGUGGUUUACGGCUCUAUUUCCCUAUGCGGUGCUACUAAUCCUGCUGAUCAGGGGUCUCACACUGCCUGGAUCCUUUCUGGGCAUUCAGUAUUAUCUCACGCCCAACUUCAGUGCCAUCUAUAAGGCCGAGGUUUGGGUGGAUGCGGCCACCCAGGUGUUUUUCUCCUUGGGUCCAGGAUUUGGAGUGCUGCUGGCCUAUGCAUCCUACAAUAAAUACCACAAUAAUGUGUACAAAGAUGCUCUGCUGACCAGCUUUAUCAAUUCGGCUACCAGCUUUAUAGCCGGAUUUGUGAUAUUCUCCGUGCUGGGCUAUAUGGCUCACACCUUGGGCGUAAGAAUCGAGGAUGUGGCCACUGAGGGACCUGGCCUGGUUUUCGUGGUAUAUCCAGCUGCCAUCGCCACCAUGCCGGCCAGUACUUUCUGGGCUCUCAUAUUCUUUAUGAUGCUGCUUACCUUGGGUCUAGAUAGUUCGUUUGGUGGCUCUGAGGCCAUUAUCACCGCCUUGAGCGACGAGUUCCCCAAGAUCAAAAGGAACCGGGAGGUUUUUGUUGCUGGCUUGUUUUCCCUGUACUUUGUGGUUGGACUGGCCAGUUGCACCCAAGGUGGCUUCUACUUUUUCCACUUGCUCGAUCGCUAUGCCGCUGGCUACUCGAUUCUGGUAGCCGUAUUCUUCGAGGCGAUUGCCGUGUCCUGGAUCUACGGAACCAAUCGAUUCAGUGAGGACAUCAGGGAUAUGAUUGGCUUUCCCCCGGGGAGGUACUGGCAGGUUUGCUGGCGAUUUGUGGCACCAAUUUUCCUGCUCUUCAUCACUGUAUACGGCCUGAUUGGCUAUGAACCUUUGACCUAUGCGGACUACGUGUAUCCCAGUUGGGCCAAUGCGCUGGGAUGGUGUAUAGCUGGAUCCUCGGUGGUGAUGAUACCGGCGGUGGCAAUUUUCAAACUUCUGACAACGCCGGGAAGCUUGCGUCAAAGGCUAACCAUUUUAACCACACCCUGGCGGGAUCAGCAAUCGAUGGCAAUGGUGCUGAACGGGGUCACCACCGAGGUCACCGUGGUGCGGCUAACCGACACGGAAACCGCCAAGGAACCCGUCGAUGUCUGAGUUCGGCCAAUGGCUCGUUUUCAAAUUUACUACGUUUAGAUUUGGAAAUUUACCAACAACUCACGUUCACAUACGUACUUGAGUCGCAUUGCAUGAAAGUUUGUGUUUUUGGUUCGACAUUAGGAGCAGGUCCUGGAGGACCGGCAAAUUUCGCAAACAACGUACUUAGGUUUCGGCACCGAAGGAGAAACAAACCACAAGCAAGAUCAGCUUCAAACCAUAAGAACUAAGUUAAGACUAGGUUGUAGUGCGUAUGGUUAAUGCCAGUUAUAGCAUACACGUAAAUACAAUGCUGUGUAGAUAAUACCAAGUUAAAAAGACAGCAUCACUCGUCGGUUAAUCCACCUGAAAAUCCUUGGGAGAAUGUUUGCAUAUGCCAAUGGAAUUAACGACACGAUCGUGGCUCAAAUUGGGCAUAGAAUCUGUACAUACACACAAUGAUGAUGUAAAAGCUUUAAACACGUUAUAGGAUAUCUCAUGGAACUGAAGCAAAAGCUGCCACAGUUGAUCAA
Messenger RNA from Drosophila suzukii, 2732 nucleotides. RefSeq names its product Sodium-dependent dopamine transporter (gene DAT). Gene Ontology annotation, molecular function: dopamine:sodium symporter activity. Gene Ontology annotation, cellular component: neuron projection; neuronal cell body membrane; plasma membrane. Lineage: Eukaryota; Metazoa; Arthropoda; Insecta; Diptera; Drosophilidae. The record is from RefSeq and is a predicted model, not a curated record. Gene Ontology annotation, biological process: dopamine uptake involved in synaptic transmission; sodium ion transmembrane transport.